Messenger RNA from Musca vetustissima, 1636 nucleotides. It is a transcript of the gene hebe, whose product is annotated as general transcriptional corepressor trfA. The transcript has a single exon. NCBI's taxonomy places the organism in Eukaryota, Metazoa, Arthropoda, Insecta, Diptera, Muscidae. Bases 53 to 1618 code for a protein of 521 amino acids. The record is from RefSeq and is a predicted model, not a curated record.
UACAGUGUUGCCUGUUUAUCAACAACGUAGCUAUCAUUCACACACUUUCAACAUGGCUGAUAUCAACCAAAAACCCAAAUUACAGCUACGCGCUGGAAUUUCCGUUAACGGCGACAAGACCCCCUCUCCGGCCACCAAACUGCUGAUCAAUCAUGGCAAGCCCAAUUUCACCAUUCAACGUUCGCCAAAAAUUCAAAAUGGCAAUGGCACGAAUGGCAACCCUUUGUCUCCACAGCCAGUGGCGCCCAAAAGUGAAUUUGUUGUCAGGUCGACCACUUUCAAUGGGGUCUUUAAGCCAUCGAAUGUUAGUCCGGUGGCUACCAAACCAACUUUGCUUAAACAAAAUGGUAACAUCAGCAACAACAACGUCAAUAAUAACAACAACAACAAUGGAGAACAUGAAAUGGCCAAGGUGGUAUUGAGACGUACCAAAGUCCCCGAACCCGCCGUCAAAGAGGGUGAAGAUGAAAAUGUCCCAGAAUUUAUUCUCCGCCAAAGACGUAUCCAAGAACGUUUGGCCAAGGAGAAUUUAGAUUUUGAAAAUAGACGUAGCGGUUACUUUACCCAGGUUUUGAUUUCUCCCUCAUCGCCAAAUCGUAAAUCCUUUGUUGAGACCAUGUCCAGUCCGGCUGUGAUGCCAAGUUUGGAAAUUCCACCACCCGAAACAAAACCAGAGAAAAUUGUUGAGGAGGAAAGCCAGGAGGAGAAGAAGGGUGAGGAGCAGGUAUUGCAGGAAAUUGCCAAGGAAAUUGUGGAGGAGGAAGCUAAGGUAGAGGAAUCUAAAGUGGAAGAAGCUAAAGUUGAGGAGCCCAAAGUAGAGGAACAGGCUCCCGUAACAGAAAAUGGCCACGAUGCUGAGGAAGAGGAAGUCAACAAGGCCAUUGAGGAGGUUAACAAGGCAGUGGCUGGUGAGGAUGACGAUAAGGCCGAAGAGGAACCAGAAAAGGAAGUUGUGGUACAAGAGGUUGUUGUCACCUCAGCCCCAGUGGAAGAGGUUAAGCCUGAGAGUGAGGAACCCGCACAAGUUGCCGUGGUUACAUCUGCUGUAGAAACUGAAGAAAUGGAAACCAAACCCCAAGAACCUGAGGCUCCCGUACAAGCUGUGGUAACAUCCGCCUUGUUGGUAGAAGAGGAACAAAAGCCCCAAGAAAAUGGCCACACCGAAGUAGCACAAGAGAAACCCUUAGAAAACGGCCAUACCGUAGAAGAAGAAGCCGAAACCCCCCAUGAAAAUGGCCAUGUCGAAGCUGUGGUGGUCACCUCAGCCCCCUUGGUGGAGGAGGAGGAGAAACCCCAAGAAAAUGGUCAUGUAGAGGCCGCUGAACCCCAAACCAAUGGCCAUGAAAUCACCAUUUCCCAUACAAAUGCCUCGACCACACCCAGCAUACCCUCUCCCGAUCCCAGCGGUGAAAAGGGUGUUAAUUUUGAACCCAAAACUGUGGUCUCCUUCUCACGGGAAUUGGGCGAUGUCAAUAAAUAUCCCGAUACCGUUAAGGUGGUGAAGGAUGUAGAAUCCCCCAAGGUAGAUGAUGAACUUAAAGAAUUGGCCAAAUUGAAAUUUGAAAUUAAAGCCGAUGAUCAGGAUAUUGAAGUGAAACCGGUACUGAAAGUGGAGUAAAAAACCCAAUUUUUUAAA